CUGUGAUUAGCAGCAGGGUGGUGGGAGUCUGGCAGAGAGUGAGUGGCCGCCCGAGGCUCGGAGCCCCUGGCCAGGCCAACCUAUGGAGCUCGAAAAUAUAGUAGCCAACACUGUGCUGCUGAAAGCCAGGGAAGGUGGAGGGGGGAACCGGAAAGGAAAAAGCAAAAAAUGGCGGCAAAUGUUGCAGUUCCCUCAUAUCAGUGAGUGCGAGGAGUUGAGGCGUACACUUGAGCAUGACUAUCACAGUCUUUGUGACCGACAACCAAUAGGACGUCUCCUCUUUCGCCAGUUUUGUGAGACUCGACCUGAGCUGCUGCGCUGUGUCCACUUUUUGGAUGCUGUGGCUGAAUAUGAGGUGUCCCCAGAUGAGAAACGUAAAGAGUGUGGACAGCAGCUUAUCGAGAAGUAUCUCAUUAUCACGAGUGAAGACUAUAUCACAGAGGUCCCUGAGCAGCUAGUCGGCAAAUGCAGGGAAAGUUUAGAAAACAAUCCCUGCAAAGAACUUUUUAAAGAUUGUUCUAAACUUGUCCAUGACUUCCUUAGUAUGGCUCCAUUUUCAGAUUACCUGGACAGCCAGUAUUACAACCGCUUUUUACAGUGGAAAUGUCUGGAGAGGGAACCAGUCACAAAGAACACAUUUCGUCAGUACAGAGUUCUUGGGAAAGGAGGUUUUGGAGAGGUCUGUGCCUGCCAAGUGCGAGCAACCGGAAAAAUGUAUGCUUGUAAGAAACUGGAGAAGAAACGUAUUAAAAAAAGAAAAGGGGAAUCCAUGACCUUGAAUGAGAAACAGAUCCUAGAGCGAGUCAACAGCAGGUUUGUAGUCAGUCUUGGCUAUGCAUAUGAGACAAAAGAUGCUCUGUGUCUGGUGCUAACACUAAUGAAUGGUGGAGAUCUAAAGUUUCACAUUUAUCACAUGGGAGAGGCUGGAUUUGAUCUGGAACGUGCUGUAUUUUAUGCUGCGGAAAUCUGCUGUGGACUUCAGGAUCUACAUGAAGAGAGAAUAGUGUAUAGGGAUUUGAAACCAGAAAAUAUUUUGUUGGAUGAUCAUGGGCACAUACGGAUCUCGGAUCUUGGACUUGCAGUGCACAUUCCAGAGGGCCAAACCAUUAAAGGAAGAGUAGGCACUGUAGGAUAUAUGGCACCAGAAGUAGUGAGGAACGAGCGCUACACGUUCAGCCCAGACUGGUGGGCACUCGGUUGUCUGCUGUAUGAGAUGAUUGAAGGACAGUCUCCAUUCCAGCAGAGGAAGAGGAAGAUAAAGAGGGAGGAGGUGGAGCGACUUGUUAAGGAGGGUCAAGAAGAAUAUUCUACCAAGUUUUCUCCAGAAGCAAGGUCUCUAUGUACUAUGUUAUUAUGUAAAGACCCUGAGCAACGGUUAGGGAGUCGUGGUGGCGGUGCACAAGAGGUGAAAGAGCAUGAGCUCUUCAAGCAUAUAAAUUUCAAAAGACUUGAAGCAGGAAUUCUAGAACCACCUUUCAAACCAGAUCCUCAGGCAAUCUACUGCAAAGAUGUUCUAGAUAUAGAGCAGUUCUCAACAGUAAAAGGUGUGGAGCUUGAGCAGACAGACAGUGACUUUUAUCACAAGUUUGCCACGGGAUGUGUACCUAUACCCUGGCAGAAUGAGAUGAUUGAGACAGACUGCUUUAGGGAACUAAGUAACAUUCCAAUAGAUGGAUCUGUCCCACCGGAUCUGGACUGGAGGGGCCUUCCGUCCCCGCAACCAAAAAAGGGGCUACUGCAACGAUUCUUCAGCAGACAGGACUGUUGUGGCAAUUGCAGUGACAGUGAUGAGGAGCCAACUCGCCUAUAGCCCUGAUGGGACAGCAUAAAUGAACGAGUUUACACUUUUUUUGCACAUUUAUUGGCCCCCACUUUAUUUGCAGAGUGACAUUGCAACACGGUGCCCUCUAUUGUUCCUCAAUCAUCUGCUAAAGAAACUGUUAAAUAUAUUAUUGUAAUGUAUAAAUUAAGCUCUAUAAAUAUAGGAAUGUAUAUUUUCAAUGUUUUUUGCCAUCACCAGCUUCGAUAACUCCUUUCUUUGCUGCAAUAGGCCAAAGGACUGUUCAGGUCUCUCAGGAUGGACUGGCUAGGGAAAUCCCACAAUGUCAAUUGCUUUUAUUUUGUACAAGAAAGUGUAUUAUUAUUUUUUUUUACAUAUAUAACUAUGUAGAGCGGGAUAUGUAGGUUACUGAAUGUGCCAUUUUUCCUUUACACACUUGCAGAAGUGGUAUAUGAUUGAAAAAUUUGAAAAAGUCAUAUACUGGCCCGAUGCCUGCAGAGCCCCUACUCCGGCAUCAGUACAGUACUCCUGGGUCAGCAUUUUCAUAUGUAGAUACUAAUCCACACGUCAUCUCCAUGACUAUGGUCUCCAUUUAAAACAAUAUUAACAACAGUGGACCAGAAGAACAGGAGAUGUUGUAGACUUAAUGAAGGUGUUGGGUCUCUACACUGUGCAUUUUUAAAUGUGAUAAAGGGUCUUUCUUAAAGGUGUAAGUAAUUUUUUUUCAAGGCUCAGAACAAUGAAUAAUAAUAUGUCAUGCCAAACCAAUCCCCAUUGCUCUUGUUACAAUGCUUUCCUCUCCACCACCAAAGUGACUGCAGCAGUGAUCCAAUGCAGCCAGUGAUUGGCUGAUCUGUCCUUUCCUGUAUGUUGAGAGGGACCUGGAAGCAGAGACUGAUGGGAGACCGGAAGGCUUUGCAACAGGAGCAGCAGGGGAUUGGUAAAGGAGAGUAUGAUUUUUUAUUAUGAGCCUUUAAAAAAAUGCUUUCCUACAACUCCUUUCAAUACAGUUUAUUUUUUUUAGUGCUUUGUAAAUUGCAGAUGAAAGGUUGAGACCUUUGUACUCCAGUAUAUGAUAUGCACUCUUCAAGCAGUGUAAAGUGUCAUUUUAAUGUCAAUAAUUUAUUGCUGUUUAGGGUCACACUGGGAAUUAUUGGAGCCAGAUAUUUCUCCACAUAUUGGGGAAGACAUGAGAAUUGUAGUCAAUGCAUUGUGCAUUUCUGUUCAGGAAGUGAUUUAUUUAUUAAGAAUCCCAUUUAUAUACAAUACCUAUGAUAUAUACCGGUAAUCAAUGAAACCCACCACACCUCUUAUUGUAUGUAUAGUUGUGAAGCACAAAGCAUUUGUAGUCAUGUCUUACCUAUGGUCACACACCGUUAAAGGGAACCUGUCACCAGGAUUUUGUGUAUAGAGCUGAGGACAUGGGCUGCUAGA
This is a messenger RNA of Bufo gargarizans (Asiatic toad), 3214 nucleotides long. It is a transcript of the gene GRK6, whose product is annotated as G protein-coupled receptor kinase 6. The transcript has 16 exons. Bases 83 to 1810 code for a protein of 575 amino acids. Gene Ontology annotation, cellular component: plasma membrane; cytoplasm. The record is from RefSeq and is a predicted model, not a curated record. Gene Ontology annotation, biological process: protein phosphorylation; signal transduction; regulation of signal transduction. NCBI's taxonomy places the organism in Eukaryota, Metazoa, Chordata, Amphibia, Anura, Bufonidae. Gene Ontology annotation, molecular function: G protein-coupled receptor kinase activity; ATP binding.